UUCUGUUCCCCUCACACCGCUCCCGAAGCUCUUGGAGAGAGGACGGAUAAACGGCUCUGACGGGAACGGAUUUUGAUACCCGAAGGAGGGAGGGAUGCUCCGGUGAUUUCCCUCUUUCCCCACCAGCUCCACCAGCUCUCUCACCACCAUCCCCUCUCCUCUUCGUCACUUCAAUCUCGGAAUCGAGACGCGCUGCUGUCAUUUAUUUUUUCAUCAUCUUUGAGCCCUGCUUCUUUUUUUUCUUCUUCUUCUUCUGCUUCUUUUUUUUGCCCCUGCGCUCCAGAAAGAACAUUUGGGGUUUGGUUUUUCUUCGUGGUGCCCUCGUCUUCUCCAAGCAACCAGAAACACAGCUGGGUUUCCAUCGGUGGAUGGUGGACAUCCGAUGACAGAAGCCGUACUUGUUGAGAGAAGUGACCGUUUUCGGCUGGCUUGCAUGUAUCGGGGGGAUUUCCUUGGAGAGGCGGAGUGCGCGCGGAGUGUCUCACUUCCAAGGCUGGUCUGUGUCGGCGUGCAGAGGAGAAAACCUCAACGUACCCGACGCCAGUAAUGAGCUAAAGGCCCUGUGAUCAGAGGAGUGUGGGAGUCAACCAACUGUGAAAAGAAAAAAGGCAAUAACGGGAAAAGUUGGUGAUGAGCAUCCGCAAUCGACAGGCCCCUCCUCGGCUGAUGAACUAGCGAAGUUCGUCAACAACAUUUCGGUAGCAGAAACCAGUUAUCGCAUCAGUGGGAGCAGAGCUCCACUGGGAGGAACCACACAGCAGGGGGCGGAGUGAAGCGCACGGUUGCUCGGGCAACAUGGCGAUGAAACGGCACGGCCUCGGGCCGCUACGGGCCUUCCUGGUGUUGGUGGGGAUUUCGGCGCUUUGUGGCGUCGCACUGGGGACCCGGAGAGGAAGCGAGUCCUUGGAUCAGAGGGUCCACAGACACAGGCACCCAGGUCACUUGUCGCUGCACAGACACAGACAGAGGACUGGCAAGGAGGGGCAGGUUCUCCACAGGUCCAAACGAGGGUGGGUCUGGAAUCAGUUCUUCGUCAUUGAGGAGUACACUGGGCCUGACCCAGUUCUGGUGGGCAGGCUCCACUCGGACGUCGACUCGGGCGUCGGCAACAUCAAGUACAUCCUGUCCGGCGAAGGUGCGGGAACGAUCUUUGUCAUUGACGACAAAACGGGCAACAUCCACGCCACAAAGACCCUGGACCGCGAGGAGCAGGCCCAGUACACGUUGACGGCCCAGGCCGUGGACAGAGACACCAACAAGCCUCUGGAGCCUCCGUCAGAGUUCAUAGUGAAAGUUCAAGACAUCAACGACAAUCCCCCAGAGUUUCUACACGGGCCCUACUAUGCCAGGGUGCCUGAGAUGUCCAAUGUUGGUACGUCGGUGGUGCAGGUGACCGCUACAGAUGCCGAUGACCCCACCUAUGGAAACAGCGCCAGGCUGGUGUACAGCAUCCUGCAGGGGCAGCCGUACUUCUCCGUGGAGUCCCAGACAGGUAUCAUCCGCACUGCCCUGCCCAACAUGGACCGGGAAGCGCGCCAGGAGUACGACGUGGUCAUCCAGGCCAAAGACAUGGGCGGUCACAUGGGGGGGCUGUCAGGAACCACCCAGGUCAAAAUCACCCUCACGGACGUCAACGAUAACCCGCCAAAGUUCCCGCAGAGUGUGUAUUCCAUGUCCGUAUCAGAGGAUAAGGUGCCCGGAGAGGAGGUGGGCCGCCUUAAGGCCAAAGACCCCGACCUUGGAGACAACGGGAUGGUGUCCUACCGCCUAAUAGACGGAGACGGACUGAGCAUGUUUGAGCUGAGCACCGACUCAGAGACCAGAGAGGCUGUUAUCAAACUGAAGAAGCAUGUGGACUUUGAGACUAAAAGGUCGUACACUUUGAAGGUGGAGGGAUCCAACCCGUAUAUUGACCCCCAAUACAUUGCAUGGGGUCCGUAUAAGGACGAAGCAACAAUAAAGAUAUCAGUGGAGGAUGCAGAUGAGCCUCCCGUGUUCGUAGCCGCCAGCUACACGUUUGAGGUGGAGGAGAACGCACCUGAAGGAACGGCGGUGGGACGAGUCCACGCCAAGGACACGGAUGUGGCCAACAAUCCCGUCAGGUACAUGAUCCCUCUGUACACCGACAUAGAGCAGUUCUUCAGAGUGAACCCGGAAGACGGCAUGAUCACCACCACCAGGCCGCUGGACAGAGAGGCACAGAACUGGCACAACAUCUCUGUGUCGGCCACAGAGAUAGGAGGCCACCACCAAGACACCAAAGUGCGCGUUGACAUCAGAGUGAAAGACGUGAAUGACAACCCUCCGGAGUUCGCCACCAACAACGAAGUCCUCAUGUGUGAAACGGUGAUGCCGGGGAGGGUUAUUGAAACCGUCAGCGCGGUGGACAAGGACGAGAUGGCUCACCGGCAACACUUCACCUUCAGCCUGGCCCCGGAGGUCGCACACAACCACAACUUCUCCCUCAAAGACAACAGAGACAGCACGGCCAGCGUCUACGUGCUGCGGAAAGGAUUCAGCCGCCUGACCCAGGACGUUUACUUCCUCCCCAUCAAGAUAAACGACAACGGCGUCCCGGCCAUGACCAGCACCAACACGCUGACCAUCCGGGUGUGUUCCUGUGACAGCAGAGACACCAUCCUCUCCUGCAACGUGGAGCCCUACGUGCUGCCCCCCGGCCUCAGCACCGGGGCGCUGAUAGCCAUCCUGGCGUGCAUCGUCAUUCUGCUCGCGAUCGUGGUGUUGUUUGUUGCGCUGAGGCGUCAGAAGAAGGAGCCCCUCAUUGUGUUUGAGGAGGAGGACAUCAGGGAGAACAUCAUCACGUACGAUGACGAAGGAGGCGGGGAGGAGGACACGGAGGCCUUCGACAUCGCCACGCUUCAGAACCCAGAUGGCGCCAACGGCUUCCUGCCAAGAAAGGACAUCAAACCGGAGCUGCAGUUUUCCAUCAGGCCCGGCCCCGCCGCGGCCAACAGCGUCGACGUGGACGACUUCAUCAAGACUCGGAUCGCCGAGGCCGACGGCGACCCGACGGCCCCCCCUUACGACUCCAUUCAGAUCUACGGAUACGAAGGGCGGGGCUCGUUGGCCGGGUCGCUGAGUUCCCUCGAGUCCGUCACAACGGAGUCCGACUUGGAUUAUGACUAUCUGCAGAGCUGGGGGCCGAGGUUUAAGAAGCUGGCGGAUCUGUACGGGACCAAAGACUGCUUCAUGAACGAUGGCGAUGACGAAGACGACUCUUAACAGUGGUCUUACAGAGUGGACGCCAAGCCCCCGCCCCGCCAAUUUCUGAUUUAUUGAUUCCAUGAGCUACCCGAAUGUUACAAGCUACCCCCCCCCCUCCACCCCCCGCCAGCGAGUCGACGGACGUAAACAGCUCCUCCCUGCUCGUCCAGGACGAUUUGCUGAUGAACACAUCGCCAACUCUUGGACUCUGCUUCCAGUUCCUUCCCCCCAAAUGUCUCGCUCCCCACCUGCCCCACGUCUCCCUUUCUCUUUCUACGGACCUGAGUGUUGGAGGCCUGAGAGAUCCAUUACGUCACCAGUUUGAAAGUAUUGUUGGAAACAAAAACGUUGCUUUUGUGAUCCAAAUGACUUGCUUAGAGCUAAGUGUUUAGUUUUUCGGAGUUCUAUGUACUUUUGUGGACUGGAUUCACGUACUUCCUCAAUGGCUCCUGGGAGGGAUUGAAUUCCCUGAACAGGUUCCUACGUGUGGGGUGGGGGGAAGGUGGGGGGGCAGUAUUCCUCUAGGCUGCCCUUUUUGUGGUGUAUGUAAGAGACAAAGCAGGAGAUACAAGCUAAUUAAAAGAAGAGGUUAGUGUGGGAUCCAUCAACGGAAUAAGAAGGUAAUGAAGAAGAACAUACGCCCUAAAUGCGUUUUCAAAUGCCGUUGUUGUGUGUGCAGAAUUCGACAGGUACUGUGGUUCAGAAAGCGUGACAGACUCUGGAUUGUUGAUACUUUGAAGACGCUCACAGCAUCUUCACAGUAUGGUGGCCUUAUAAUAAAAAAACAACAACUCCAGGGGUGAUCAUUACAAAAGGAUAGAGACCGCUAGCUUCAGUAGCUACAUGCACACAGGACAGAGCAUCUGUGACAAAGACACACUAUUUUUGUUUAACCCCGACGGAUUGAACAUUGAUUCAAUGGAGAAAAGAAGAAAAAAACACUGUGGAUGACUCUUUGUUUUCAUUCUUCAGAGAAUGAUGUGAGGAGAAAAUCUGCCCUCCACUGGCCCCCGCACCCCCACGGUCAACAAUCACCGCCCAUACCGCGUCCACCAAUGAAUGAUCACUUCCUCACCCAGAGUCCACCAAUGAAGAUCAAUCACAACGAGAAGAAAAAUAAAAAAUAACCUGUGAGCUCUAAAAAAAAAUCGCCUUAAACUUAACGGACACUCUUGCAACGCAGUGCAUUCUCUUUUUUUUUAGUAAAAGUAUAUUCAGAAAGCCAACCAUGGUCCGUGUUAGGUAUGUACAGAGCGAUGUGCGGAUGUGUGGCGUAUCACUUUCAGGGUCCAACUUGCACCCUGGAAACAGGAGGUGCGGCUCGUGGCCGCCACGGUGCACGUAAGUCGGCUGAAAUGUGCGCUGUGUUCUCCACCCCCCCUCCGACCCCCCCUCCGACCCCCCAGCACCGGGCUAUGUGGGCAGUGGCGCCUGUUGUAUCAACACGCGCUGUUGUUUGAGCAUAGAACGUGCACACCGGA
Molecule: messenger RNA, 4706 nt
Organism: Gasterosteus aculeatus aculeatus (three-spined stickleback)
Lineage: Eukaryota; Metazoa; Chordata; Actinopteri; Perciformes; Gasterosteidae
Gene: cdh11
Product: cadherin 11, type 2, OB-cadherin (osteoblast)
Biological process (GO): cell morphogenesis; adherens junction organization; cell migration
Cellular component (GO): plasma membrane; catenin complex; adherens junction
Molecular function (GO): beta-catenin binding; calcium ion binding; cadherin binding
Source: RefSeq, a predicted model, not a curated record